Molecule: messenger RNA, 3216 nt
Organism: Formica exsecta
Lineage: Eukaryota; Metazoa; Arthropoda; Insecta; Hymenoptera; Formicidae
Gene: Dop1
Product: dopamine receptor 1
Exons: 7
Coding region: 60-1316 (418 amino acids)
Biological process (GO): adenylate cyclase-activating adrenergic receptor signaling pathway
Cellular component (GO): membrane
Molecular function (GO): G protein-coupled receptor activity
Source: RefSeq, a predicted model, not a curated record
AGUGCGCGGCGAGGCGCGCCAGCUGCCGCACGUCAUGAUUCUACCCCAGGUGAGCGACGAUGUACCCAGAUACUACCACUACCACCCCGUCGUUAACAGGACGACCGCCGAGAAUCAGUAAUCUGACAGACGGGGAAGAAGAAGAUCUGCCUGAAAACGCUUUCUCGCUGCUGUCGGUGCUCCUAGUUGGGUUCCUCCUCGUGAUCCUGAUAUUCUUCUCCGUCGCUGGCAACGUUCUGGUGUGCGUGGCGAUCUACACCGACCGUGGGCUGCGGAGGAUUGGCAACCUCUUCCUAGCCUCCCUGGCCGUUGCUGACCUCUUCGUCGGUGGGCUGGUGAUGACCUUUGCCGGAGUCAACGAUCUCCUCGGUUACUGGAUCUUCGGACUGUGGUUCUGCGAUAUCUGGAUCGCCUUCGAUGUUAUGUGCAGCACUGCCUCUAUCUUAAAUCUAUGCGCCAUAUCGCUCGACCGUUACAUACACAUCAAGGAUCCUCUCAGGUACGGCCGUUGGGUAACCAGAAGAGUUGCCAUUGGCGGUAUCGUUGUUGUGUGGCUUCUAGCAGGACUCAUAUCCUUCGUACCGAUCAGUCUAGAUCUUCACAGAAAUGAAGAUACACCAAAGAGUUAUAACGAUGCAGUGGAGGAGCACCCUACGUGUGCCCUAGACAUUACACCCACUUAUGCGGUGGUGUCUUCUUGCAUAUCUUUCUACGUACCCUGCAUCGUGAUGCUGGGUAUUUAUUGCAGGCUCUAUUGCUACGCGCAGAAACACGUGAAGAGCAUCCGAGCGGUGACGAAGCUGCCGGACACCUCGAUGGCCAAGAGUUUUCGCUCGAAGAGCAGUCGCUGCAAACCACCGAAGCCGCAAGCGAAGACGAAGCCGACCAGCCCUUAUCACGUGUCCGACCACAAGGCCGCGAUCACCGUCGGCGUAAUCAUGGGCGUAUUCCUGAUAUGCUGGGUGCCCUUCUUCUGCGUCAACAUUGUCGCAGCCUACUGCAAGACCUGCAUAUCUCUCCGAGCGUUUCAGGUUCUCACAUGGCUCGGCUACAGUAACUCGGCCUUCAACCCGAUAAUCUACAGCAUCUUCAACACUGAGUUCCGGGAGGCAUUCAAGAGGAUCCUCACGAAGGGAGCGCGCGCGCGGGGCAACCAGCCGUCGACCAGCGAGUGUGGCGAAUUUCGUUCGGUGGUGGUCCAGAAACGCAACGGAUCCAUGAUCGAAUGCAACAUCAGUCCGAGAUCGAGCGCGGACAGCUGUCAGGUCGGCGUCAUGGCUCAACGACAUCGCGACACUAUCGUCAGCGCUAUAUAAAUGCGUCUCAACAACUCUCCAUCAUCUUAAACGAUCUCUUUCCCGGAUCUCACUCGCCGCUUGCCUCCGGAGUCGUCGCGGUCGUUUCAUCCUUUCUCACUCGUGUCAACCGAUCUUGUCGAGGAAUCCGCGAUACUAGGAUAUCUCUAGAAACAUCGACAUCGUCUGAUGGAAAAUAAUACGACGUGCGAAUUUGCAUAUGCUACGUCCAAGAUAUUUUUUCAUCGUAUCGAUCCUCUAUAAUCGCAUAGGAGAGAUAUCAAUUAUGAGACAUGUAAAAUUUAACAAAUUCCCGAUUUUAUCUCUGUUUUCCGAAUUUAUUUGUUUAUUUUAAUUUGUUUCGAAUCCCCCACAUGCGGAGAGAAAAAUCAUUGUGCGCGUGACGCGAUUGCGCGACUCCCAACGGGACGAUAAAUUAUCUCGUUUCGCGUAUGUGAACUUGCAUCGAUGUACAUAAAAUCUGCAUACGAUGUUGCUCGUAUCAAAGAACAAGCGGAUUUCAUUCUCAUAUACUAAAGUUUAAUAUUUGCGUCCGCAAGAUAUUAAACGCCAAAUUGUCUAUCUGCUCGAGGAAGGAUUUGCAACUGCAAUUGCGACGUUGACACCGUCUCUCGCUAUACAGUCGCUUAUGUAAUAUAAAUGUAACCGAGGCCGCUGGGAUAAUACUCGACCGAUUAUUUAUUGAAUCUCUUCUCACGUAAUAUCAAUCAAUGUUCUAGUUAGCUAUCAUUGGCACUUGGCCCGAGAAUACAUUUAGAAGACCGUUGUUCGUGUCUCUUCGACGUCGGAUUUUAGAGGAACGAUAUCGUAAACGCAGGAGCAAUAUAAUAUCGAGAUACUUAAUAUCAUAAAAAGAAUACUUCGUAUCUUAGACUUCGCCAUCGUCAUCAUCCUCGCGACUUGAAGCGAUAAAAAUUACGAGUGACACGAAAAUUUCUUCAAACGAUCGAGAAGCAUCUUUUUAUCACAAAAGAGGCUGUGCGAUGUGAUGUUCGCAGGCGUAAGCGUGACAAUUCGUAAAGUCAUAAUCAACCAUCGUAAUUAAGACAAUCACCGAAACCUACUUCGAAGCAUAUCUAGAAGACCUGAUCCACCGAAAUCGUAGUUCUUUUUUUCUUAUAUCUUUUAUUUAUUUAUCCUUUUUUAAGCGGUACGACUAUAAGGCAUAGAGUGGGAUUUGUCGAUUAAUAGAAGAAUCCAAGUGUAGCGCUUAGGAUACUAAUCUCAUCAAGCAAUCGUAACUCUUUAAUGGAGCAAUGUCGAUAGCCAAUUUACGAUAUUAAAAGCUGGAUGUUACCGAUACGUUUCUGAACAGUAACGUCUGUCGAAACAUCAUGAAGAGAAAAAAAAAACUUUAUAGCAAUAGGUCAACGCAAACGGCAUGCCGUGUGAACUACAGAAAUCAUUUUCCAUCUUGUAAAUAGCCAUUUAAUUAUUUUUCUAUUUGACGGGGCGCGAAGAGAGAAACACAAAGAGAAAGAGAGAAAGAUGCUCGCGGAAACGCAACAUCUCAGAAUUAUGGACGCGCUUAUCAGAUAUAUACGCGAAAUCGAAAAUCGUCGAGCACCCGUCGAAUCUAAAACUCAAUUUUGCAUCACAUAUCCGAGCGGAAGGAAGUAGUCACGAACCAAUUUGCGUUCGCGAGGAUCCGUCGAGCUUCCUUGGUACAUCUAUAUCUACGAUACAAAGCGCAUUGCGAUUCGGCGCGAGAGGAGGUAGGGGGGAUAACGAAAGAAAAUGAGUGCACAAAUGUAUACGUUGUUGUGGAUUGUAUAAGAACGGUUGAAGGAACGAUGUUUAAAACUCUCCAAUCGGCUCGGCGCAAUGUUGAUUUGUUGAUGUAUAUUACUGAUAUAUUCGAAUGACCGUUCUCUGUAAAUAUAUUAGAUUAUAAGACUUC